Molecule: messenger RNA, 240 nt
Organism: Symbiodinium necroappetens
Lineage: Eukaryota; Dinophyceae; Suessiales; Symbiodiniaceae
Source: the annotation of a GenBank genome assembly
AUGGUGCAGAGGUGGACUGCAAGGACGCCUUUGAUGUUUGCAGCAUCUCUUGGCGAUUGCGACAUCGUGAAGAUCUUGCUUGACAAAAACGCUUCCAUCAACGAGUUUGCCAGUCCGCACGACUGGAAUCCACUCUGUUGUGCGCUCCAAGCCAACAACAAAGAUGUGGUGCGCAUUCUUCUCGAUGUCGAGACCUUACGAUGGGAGUACAUUUUUGGUGGGAGAGUGCAGAGGAAUUGA